This is a messenger RNA of Protopterus annectens (West African lungfish), 4530 nucleotides long. RefSeq names its product FERM domain containing kindlin 2 (gene FERMT2). The transcript has 17 exons. Gene Ontology annotation, molecular function: integrin binding. Gene Ontology annotation, biological process: integrin-mediated signaling pathway; cell-matrix adhesion. Bases 432 to 2534 code for a protein of 700 amino acids. The record is from RefSeq and is a predicted model, not a curated record. NCBI's taxonomy places the organism in Eukaryota, Metazoa, Chordata, Ceratodontiformes, Protopteridae. Gene Ontology annotation, cellular component: focal adhesion; extrinsic component of cytoplasmic side of plasma membrane.
UCUACCACCGCACUGUGCAUUUCCAUAAAAGGGCAGCUGUUACCACUGUAUGAUUUAGUGUUGUAUACAAUUUACAGUGUCAUGAGUCAAUGUCUUACUAUUCUAAUUCCCACCAUUCUUAUGUGUUACUUGAAGGGAAAACAGCAGAUAACUGUUAUUCCUCUACUAGCUUUCUCUGCGUUGUUCUAUGUUGCCAAUAACCUAAGGCAGUAAAAGGCGCUGUUGGAUAAAGGAGACUAUAGCGCGCAGAGCAAAGUCGGAUUGAGUUAAACAGUGACGUUAUCGUCUGACAGGGAAAAAGGUUGAGGGACUCCAUUAGAAAAUCCUGAAGGAAACUGCGGGGGGAGUUUAUCUACGUUUGGAGUAAGAGGAUAAAGACUUUGACUCUGUAUUAGGCUUCCACUCGGUGUUAUUUGAUAAGGGGCAGAAAGAUGGCCUUAGACGGGAUAAGGAUGCCAGAUGGCUGUUAUGCUGAUGGGACGUGGGAGCUUAACAUUAAUGUGACCGACCUCGACCGGGAUGUAACCCUGCGAGUCACUGGGGAAGUGCACAUUGGAGGAGUGAUGCUCAAAUUGGUGGAAAAGCUGGAUGUGAAGAAAGAUUGGUCUGACCAUGCACUUUGGUGGGAAAAGAAAAAAACUUGGCUGCUGAAAACACACUGGACUUUGGAUAAGUAUGGAAUACAAGCUGAUGCUAAGCUGGAAUUCACACCUCAACAUAAACUGCUACGGUUGCAACUCCCCAACAUGAAGUAUGUGAAGGUCAAAGUGAACUUCUCUGACAGAGUCUUCAAAGCAGUGUCCGACAUCUGUAAGACAUUUAAUAUAAGACAUCCUGAAGAACUUUCACUUCUGAGGAAACCCAGAGACCCAACAAAAAAGAAAAAGAAAAAAGUUGAUGACAAAGAGCAUGCUGAGGAUGAAGCAAUUGAAUUGGAAGGACCAUUGAUUACGCCAGGAUCAGGCUCUGAUGUUCUAUACAUCGGACCAGCAAGAGGAGGCAUUUAUUCUAGUCCUGGUCUGUAUAGCAAGACUAUGACUCCGACUUAUGAUUCAAGGGAUGGAAGUCCUCUUUCACCAACAUCUGCUUGGUUUGGUGACAGUCCUCUGUCAGAAGGUAAUCCUAGUAUCCUCGCAGUUUGCCAGCCAGUUACAUCCCCAGAUGUUCUUGCCAGGAUGUAUAAACCUCAAACACUUCUCGAUAAAGCAAAAUUGAACCAGGGCUGGCUAGACUCUUCAAGGUCUCUGAUGGAACAGGGAGUUAAAGAAAAUGAAGCCUUGCUACUCCGUUUCAGAUACUACAGCUUCUUUGAUUUGAACCCAAAGUAUGAUGCAAUAAGGAUAAAUCAACUUUAUGAACAAGCUAAAUGGGCCAUUCUUCUUGAAGAGAUUGAGUGCACAGAAGAGGAGAUGAUGAUGUUUGCUGCAUUACAGUACCACAUCAACAAGUUAUCAAUAAUGUCAUCAGAAAAUCAUAUGAAUAACAGCGACAAGGAAGUUGAUGAAGUUGAUGCUGCACUAUCUGACUUGGAAAUUACAUUGGAAGGUGGCAAAACCUCAAAUAUUCUGGGGGACAUUACUUCAAUUCCUGAACUUGCAGAUUACAUCAAAGUAUUUAAGCCUAAAAAGUUGACGUUGAAAGGCUACAAGCAGUACUGGUGCACGUUCAAGGAUACUUCCAUUUCCAGCUAUAAAACUAAGGAGGAAUCCAAUGGAACCCCAGUUUACCAAAUGAACCUCAGAGGAUGUGAAGUGACCCCUGAUGUAAAUAUCUCAGGUCAGAAGUUCAAUAUUAAGUUGCUGAUCCCUGUUGCUGAUGGAAUGAAUGAGAUAUGGCUUCGUUGUGAUAACGAAAAACAGUAUGCAAAUUGGAUGGCAGCCUGUAGGUUAGCAUCAAAAGGUAAAACCAUGGCAGACAGCUCUUACAACUUGGAGGUGCAGAACAUCUUGUCAUUCUUAAAAAUGCAGCAUUUGAAUCCUGAUCCUCAGAUUAUUCCAGAACAAAUCACAACAGAUAUAAAUCCUGAAUGCCUUGUAUCUCCUCGCUACUUGAAAAAGUACAAGAGCAAACAGCCAGGCUAUGUAAGGGACUUGAUCACUGCCAGAAUUUUAGAAGCUCACCAGAAUGUAGCCCAGAUGAGUCUCAUUGAAGCCAAGAUGAGAUUUAUUCAGGCUUGGCAGUCUUUACCAGAGUUUGGCAUCACCCACUUUAAUGCAAGGUUCCAGGGAGGUAAGCGUGAAGAAUUGAUUGGGAUUGCCUACAACAGAUUGAUUAGAAUGGAUGGCCAUACUGGGGAUGCAAUUAAAACAUGGCGAUUCAGCAACAUGAAACAAUGGAAUGUCAACUGGGAAAUUAAAAUGGUAACUGUAGAGUUUGCUGAUGAAAUGAAGGUUUCCUUUAUCUGUAGCGAGGUGGACUGUAAAGUUGUCCACGAGUUCAUCGGUGGAUACAUAUUUUUGUCUACACGAGCCAAGGAUCAGAAUGAAAGUUUAGAUGAAGAAAUGUUCUAUAAGCUUACUAGUGGCUGGCUGUGAUGUAUACCAGAAGAUAAACUUUGAACAUUGCAAAUAUUUUGAUUUACCUGAAGGAACUGUCAUUUGAGACAUAAUGCUUUACAAAGCCAGCUUGGAGUGUAACAUUUUAUCAUGGACGUUUUUUUAUAUUCAUUACAAGACAAUUUAACAAUAUUUGUGCACUAACGAGCACUUCUUGUUUAAUAUGCUACCAAAUGUACCUUGCAGCUUUGUGAAUCACUAUCCAGUGCAAAAGACUUCAUGGACAGAUGCAGGUUAUUUUUUUUUUUCAAAAAGUUAAAACACUAAUUUCUAAGAACUACAAGCCAUCCUUGGCAGAAAUGUAAAUGUCUGGGGUUGAAGAUAACUCUAUGAAGAAUAUUUAUCAAUUUGUAUGCAUGUUUAUUUUAUUAAUUUUGACCUGCUGCUCAAACUUCAGUAUCAAAACAGUCAAGUUUUCAAUGUUCUGUUUUUCAUACUACAGCAGUCAGGACUAUUGGAGAAAGUUGUAUGGAGGCAAGAAGGAUUUUUAUUUUGUAGUAGAUAUUUUAGAAAUGGUUAGCAAUUAAUUUUGAUAUACCAUUUAUAUUGCCUUAAUUGUUUUUAUUUUUAAACCAUAUAGUAUUAUGCAAAGUAUUUUAGUAUUCACCAGCAUUAGUCACCUGUUAAAUUGAAAUAUGCAAUAUUUUCAACUCGAUAUGAAGACAAUUCUAUAUGAAGUAUUAGUUUUAUGUAACUAAUGUAAAAACAAGUUUUAUAAAAUUGUACAGUUUUUUUUUAAUAUAAUCUCACAAGCAAAUUACCAAAAUUGCAUAGGUCAAUUGAAAAAGAAACAACUAUGUUGGAGUUGCGAAAGUGCAUUCAAAAAUCGAAGGAUUUACAGAUUUAUUGCUGCUUCCAUUUUAUUGUGAUGGCUAGUCUAACCAUCACAAAUGCCAUAAUGGGAAGUUUUUCCAGUGGUUACAGAAACUGUGUAUAAAUGCUUUUAUUUUAAAUAAAAUGAAUUUCAUUUAUUUAAUACAGAUGAAAAUCCUUUUAAUUAAGCCUUCUUAAAAAGAUUAGCAAAGUGAAAUGUGUGGUUCUGUGUGGAGCAAUGCUAAUGUGUGCUGUCUUGCAGUGACUGCAGUAGCUCAGUGAAGAAUCUUUUCUGAAAUGAGAACAUAUCUCAUUUUAAUUGAAUCAUCUCUCAUUUUAUUAUGGAUAUUUCUGAAGUAUGUUUCACAAACCUGGAGCUUUUUGUUUUAUUGGAAUUGUUUUACACUUUCAAUAAAUCUGCAGACCUCUUGAGAUACCAGUAGCAAAGUAUAUGAACAUUUGUGACACUAACAUGAACACGAUGUUAAACAUCAUGCAUUUCAGGUAGAACUCCCUUUUUCGGCAUACAAGUGUCAAGCUGGCCAUGGUAUAUUAAAGAUCACCUGUGUUGUUGAACUAAUGACUUGAGUUUAACUAAAGGCAGUGCCGCCUUAAAUCUAAUAGACAUAAAUGAAUUUUUAACCCCUUCCCCAUUUGUCUUCAGUUUAAUUUUCUAUCUUUAAAGUUUCUACAAUCUUUAGUCAAGGCCUCCAUCCGUGAUACUUUUCCUUAUAAUCUGUAUAUGUGAAAUAUGAAAUGAGUUAUUGCUUCCUUUAAAAUAUCAAAAACAUACAUACUGUUAACAAAUGUAUUUCUCCUGUCCUUCAGAUUUUCUAAAAAAUCUAGUUAUGUAUUCCAGUGGCAUUUUGCAACAUUCACCACAUUAUCAAAAUCCAGUCAUGUAAGUUUAUGUUGGUGCAUAUUCAUUCCGUUUAUAAAUACAGUGGAAAGUGUAAUAUUUACAGUGAUAUGUAUUAUUGGAUUGUAGGUUACAUAUUGUAAGGUUACCAGUAGCAAUGAGCUAUGCUGUUAAAAUACUGGAUUUAUAAUAAGUGUGGUUUAUUCCCCAUGUACUAAACAAACCUUUUUGCCUUUACUUGGUAUCCUAGUGUUCAUCUAAAAUUUUUUACCCCAGUUCACAAUAAAGGCAAUGAAGAAACCA